Molecule: messenger RNA, 1653 nt
Organism: Linnemannia hyalina
Lineage: Eukaryota; Fungi; Mortierellomycota; Mortierellomycetes; Mortierellales; Mortierellaceae
Source: the annotation of a GenBank genome assembly
AUGACGCCAUUCAGAGCGGCCAGAAAGGUAGUCACCUCUGUCACUUCAGUCGGCACAGGCCUCCUCCCGUCCAAGGAACAACUCGGAUCGAUCCCGGUCGCCGGCCGGAUCCUCAAGCACCCCGUGAUGGACUCGACUCUGACAUACAUUGCCUCAAAGACGACCCACCGGGGUGGCAAAGAAGCCGAGAGCAAGCUGAUCUCACCUGAGGAUGCGCCGUACCUGAAGUUGAACCGCAAGCUGAUUGACCAGUCCAUCACCCUCGCCGGUCUGGCCAUCGAGAAGGAGGACAUUUCCAAGACGAUGGAUGACGAAGCUGCUGAUGAUGCCUUUGAGCUGUACUUGGCAGCAAUUGCCACGCUCAUGCACUCGUUGCCAAUUGAAACAUGCGACCCUUUGCGACGUGAGGCAUUCCAGUCCCAACUUCGAAGCUUCCUUGACGAGCACCAAUUCGAUGUGGUGACCACAACACCCUCCGCUGGGACUGUCCCCGCCGCCACCACAGCCACAAAGAAUAGCCCCGAUGCCGCCGAUGCCGCCGAUGCCAAGCAGCGCCGUCGUCUCCGUCGAAGACGUCAUCGAGAGUACCGCGAGCAGGCACGGUCAUUGAUCCAUCAAUACUCUACCGCACCGCCUGCUACAAGUGCAGCUGCCGCUACCAUGAUUGUCAACCCUAUCAGUAGUCGUCGGAGCAGCGCCCCAUCUUCACUUCCGACCCCGCAGUCUAUCCCUCUCGUGGCUCAACAAGCCUCUUCUGCAUCCUCCACAUCACCGUCGAGCCACCGUCGGAAACGCCGUCAUCACCGUCGCCGUGACGACAACCAACACCAUUCAAACGAUGCCCCCACGCUCGGCGACACCAUCAUCUCCACCGCCGUCGAAUCCGCGAUCCGGCUUAAACAAUCGCCCAUCCCGGACGUUCUCAAGACCUGCUUCCGCGCCUCGCGGGUGCUCUUCUCCAAGGUUGACGAGAAGUUCCACUUACAGGAAAAGGCCUGGCAGCUGUCGAAGCAGUCGAUCGAGAAGGCGAUUGAGCUCGACGAGCAGUAUGCGAUCCACGAGGUCGUCACCGAAACCUUCUUUGCUACCGUCACAGGGCUCGUCAAGGCCGGGAUCGCGUACAAGGAGACUCCCAGCUAUGAGUCCCUUAGAACUACUGCUUCCUCUGCGCCAUUGAUUGAACCCAAGUCUACCCAAGGAUCUGCUCUUCUCAUGGCCCUUCCGCCUUCUUCCGUUGCUUCUGGUAGUAACUUGCCCAGGUCUCAGAACCCACAAGCCAUCUUGCCCAAAAAAUCAGCGCCUCUGCUGUCAUUCCCCUGGCGGCGGUAUUCGGUGAUUGAGGAGGAGAAGGAGGAGAGCCGUAGCGACGGCGAGGACCAGAACGACGAUGAUGAGGAGGAUGAGGAAGAAGACGGCGCAGGUGAGGGUUACAGCUCUGAGGACUCGUCUUCCUCCUGCUUCACCACCUCCGAAGAUGGUGAGGAUGGUGACCAAGUUGGCGAGAGCGACAGCGACUCCAGCUAUCCUCCCCGUCGUCGUGGCAGUCUUCGUCGUCAUUCGAGUGCUGUCCCAUAUACAGACCAGGUCCGACAGCGCCUCGACAUGCUCAUUGCCCUCCGUGGGGUCGCCUCAUAUAUUGUCGGUGCCAAAUAA